UCUCUCUCUUCCCCCGUUUUUCUUCAAAAUUUCACUCUCCUCUCUGUUUUCGCACGGCAGCGCUUGACAUUUCUCUCGUGCGGCGCCCCGCUAUCGCUCGUCAUGGACCCCCACCAGUGGUUCCGCCGGAGGGCCUCCGCGAGAGGACGCGUCGCCGGCCACUCGAUUAUGCCCAAAGGCUACGAUCAUUACCGGGCCCAGUACGUGCAAUCCUACGGCAGCACUGCGAACAGCAGCACCGAGGAUCACGUGGACCUCACCCUCAGGCUGGGAUUACCCGCUUACGAUGAUGACAAACUUGAACAAACGGCGGAUUCUGAAAAUGUUCGUCUUCAUCAGCGUCAGCAUCAGCAUCAGCAUCCUCAGGUCACCAUUGCAGCAGUUCUGCCUUACGGUAUCUAUCCCAUUACGAACGCCUUCCUACAGAACCCUAACUACACUCAGUUGCUUAGGCAUGUAAGGUUCAAUCAAUAUGCAAUGGGCAAUGGAGGAGGGACUAAUCAUUAUAAUCUUCUUCAUCAUCCUGCCUACACUGCCUGGAGCUCAAACAACAAUCAACUGGGGGUGGGUGGUCAGUACUUCUCCGCCGUCCCUGUGGCGGUUCCCGCCAGUCACGACGGCGGAUACUGCAGAAACUACAACACUAUUCCUCAUCUCUCCGCCGAUUCAGCACUGCACUCACUGGCCUGCAGGAAGGUGGCGACGGAGCUGCAGGAAAUGGGGAGUUCGUCAUCAAGUGAGUCCCACAAGAAGUACGUAGUGAGCAGUACUCUUCCUCAGUGUAAUAAAAUUAGUCAGCCCGAGACUGAGAAGAGGUGUUCACAAUGCAACAACGAUGACACUCCCAUGUGGCGAAAAGGUCCCCUUGGCCCCAAGAGUCUAUGCAAUGCCUGUGGGAUCAAGUAUAGGAAGGACAUGGAGAAAAAGAAAGCUGAAGAUUUGAGCAUUAUGCCUGGGGGACAAUACAAUUAAAUGUUGAAAGAUUAAUCUUUAGAAAGAAAUUAGGCAUCUAGCUAUUUCAAAACAUAUAGUUUAUGUCUAGUUCGAGUCUAGUUUGAAUUCAAAAUUAUGUGGAUUUAAGCAAAACACAAUACAUAUUUGUAUUGUAUUUUGUUCAAAUCUAUAUAAUUCUAAAUUUAAGACCUAGUCAUAGUUUAUGUUAUUGAAGAUAGUGUAAAGGGUUUUCAUGGCGGCUUGAAUAAGAUCUAAGGCUAGCUACCUUUAUUAAUCCAACCAUAAUAUAUUUUCUUCCUUUCUAAUUAUGGCAGUUUUAUCCGAACUUUGUAUUGUUUUACAUAUUAGCUAGCUAGAGACAUAGAGAGUGGAGAUCAUCAUGAUCAUUGUUUGUAAU
Messenger RNA from Malania oleifera, 1351 nucleotides. RefSeq lists its product as uncharacterized. Lineage: Eukaryota; Viridiplantae; Streptophyta; Magnoliopsida; Santalales; Ximeniaceae. The record is from RefSeq and is a predicted model, not a curated record. Gene Ontology annotation, biological process: regulation of DNA-templated transcription; flower development. Gene Ontology annotation, molecular function: zinc ion binding; DNA-binding transcription factor activity; sequence-specific DNA binding. The transcript has 4 exons. The coding region runs from base 103 to 972 and encodes 289 amino acids.